UAUCAAAAAUCUGUCAAUGUCAUUUAUGGAAGAUAGUAAAGCGCAGAAGCGAAUGAAUGAUUAAGAAUUAUUUUCCCAAUAAUUUUAUUUUAUCUCGUGGUGUGAUCGUUUAAUAGUGUCAUCAUUAUAGUAUAUAGAAUUAGAAAGCUAGUCUCUACUGGUGCAGAAUCAAACGUGUAUGCUUAUAAUGAUAGGAUUAAGUUGACGUAACAGUGGCCUAUUCCAAUAACUUGAUUAUUGGAGUAAUGCUGCCACGGGCUCAAGACGCUUUCGUAACAAACUAAAUGGCAAAACAUUAGUAGAUUGUAAAGAUGAUGUACGGUACCAAUGGCUCAGAUUUUCCUCCUGUAACAGAGGACACAUUUUGUAAAUAUGUUUUAUACUACGAAAUAAAUAAUUCAAGGGUCCGUAUUUGGGAUUUAAUUAUUUUGAUACCAAACGCAUUGUUUGUGCUUUUCUUAGUGGUAAGGUUUAACAAAGCUCAGCUAAAAUUGCGUGCUACCAGCAGCCCUAUAUUCUUGACGUUUUACACAUUGGUAUGGGGCAAUGUGAUCAUAAGUCUGGUGCGAUGUGCGGUGUCCAUGACUGUAAAUGCUGCCAUGCCACUGGGUGGCCUGGUGGACAAGGUGUUGUGGGUCAUGGUGAGAUUUUUUCUGCUCGCAACUGAGAUGAGUGUUGUCAUAUUUGGAUUGGCAUUUGGCCAUUUGGAUAGCCGCAGCAGUAUUAGAUAUGUGUUACUGGCAACAUCACUAUUGUCCCUAGCAUUCACUGUGACACAAGGUACUCUUGAGAUUGUUAUGCCAGAUGACAUGUUUCAUGUGGACACCAGAGAUUAUGACCUGUUUGGACAUGGUGGGAUGCUGUUCUGGUUUACAUCAUCUUUAGUCUUUGCACUAAUUUACUUCUUAAUACUGCUAUUGCCAUGGAUUCCACUCAGAGAAUAUCUAGCUUUACCAACGAAACUCUCAUUCUACCUGUACGUGUUGCUACUGGCGCUACUGGACACGACGCAGGCCGUCGGCGCGGGACUCCUCGCCUGGGGCAACAUGCAGUCUGGUCUCUGCGUUGUCGAUGUUACCACUUGGCUAUACUUCUCUUUAUACACUCCCCUUGUCUAUCACACAUUCCUAAGCGAGUUUUUCAGCGUUUCUCAACCGAGCAUAAUGUUCUCGUACAAGGCUCAGAUGGACGAGCCGAUGGACGAAGACCAGGUUUCCUUGCCGCACCAACAGAGCUUCAGUUCUUUGAAGACAGAUUCAGAUUACAUUUAUCAGCAGAGUAAUAGCGUAUACGACAGCACAUUGUUCGAGGCCGGCGGGACGACGCCUAUGAACCCGGUGUACAGCGCGUCUCUACAGAGCCCCGACUCGAUAGCGUCCGGCCAGUCCAUGGAGAUCGGAGUACCCAACUCAGGCUUCCAAAGCCAAAACAUGCCCUCAACAUAACAACAAUGACGGCACCAAACGCUCGUCAUUGUGUUAUCCAAUUCCACACAUCCAAAGAAAAAACAUUAACUAUAUUAUUAGAGUCGCGUAACUAUAGAUAAAGAGAGGAUAUAGCUAGUUGAUAUUAUUUUCUACUUUAAUGAAUCUCAUAGGUAACUCUUUUAUAUUAACAAACACAACAUUGUCUUGCGUACCGUUACUUUUGUGAUAAGUAAAGCCAGUGAUCAAAUCGAAUUAUUGAGACUGCAUUUCAUCCCAUUUCUGCUAACUAUUAUACUUACCUAAUUCAUCGUGUAAUGGCUCCAUCCAUAAGAUUUUGACAUUAGAUUAAAGUAAUAGUGGUUAAUGAGUAGAUUUAUUAUAAAAGUUGCUGUGACAGUAGUGACUUGUCUUGUGAUUUUAUAUUUAGUUGCCUUGUUCAGUUUUUUGACAUUGCAGCAAAGAAACUUAAAAAGUUGUAAGCAGGUUGAGCGAAUAUUAAGUUAGAUUCUCUAUUCUCGAAAUAUAGUACCUAAUGUAAUUUAACUCGGAGAUAUUUCUGUAGCACUUGUGAUUGAAAGCUAUUGGUUAUGACUACGUCAGAUUUGAAGUAUGGAAAAGAUUGAUUACUUUGAGGAACAUGGAUAAAGCGAAUGGACUCUUACUUUAUUUCCAUAUCGUUUAUAUUUAAAGUACCUAAGCGUAACUCAUUAAAUUUAACAUAUCUGAACUAAACAAUUUAUCGAUACAAAGCAAUCAUUUGGAACUAAGUAGUGUUCAUUUACAAUUUCAGUGUUGACUGUCCUUAGAUUUAAACGAACUCAUAUAAUUGAAUGCAGUCUGCACCUAACUUAGUCCUUUUUAUAACGCUACAGUAUUCAUACUUCAAGUAUUAGACACGGGCGCCGCCAGGAUUACUUUUAGGGUAUCUGUGUUCUACAUUAAUUAUUCAUAUCCCAUCUUGUCAGGUCAAUCGAGAAAGAAACUUUGAGGCUUGACUUAUAUAAUAAGCGGGUCUAUUCCAAACCUAGGAAACCCUACCACUAUCUAUCGCUUACAAGUAAUUAUACCUCCUCGGUGUUAUAAAAGGGAUCUCUAGAUAGAUUUUAACAAGUUGUUUAGCCAUCUAUUCUUGAAUUUAUCGUGCGUGCAUCGACAUCAACUAAGAGCCAUUGAUGUAACCUCUUGCAGCUUACUACCGGCGCCCAAUAUUAGCGACCUAUUGUAAAAUAUAUUUCUUUUGUUCUGUGAAUUGUGCUACAGAUGUUAAUUGUAAGUAAUGAGUUGUAUUUUAAGUGUGAUUGAUAAGUUACGGGUAAAGUCUGUUUUGAUCAAGAAAUGGUAUUGAAGACUAAUUAAUUGCUGCAUUCACUUGCAGACUUUGCCAGUAAUAGAUACCUACGUAUAGGCUUGUUUAUAUUGUGUUAUUGUACUGUGAUGCAUUAAUCUACUUACUUUUGUUGUUAUUUUUUAUGAGAAUCAGAGUGAGUAAAGACGUGGCGGAAAUUGGAAUACAAGCAAUGUUUUAAAUAGAUUUAAAGAAAGACAAUUAUACAACUAUAUGAUGUGAUCAUUAUCUGAUGGAUGAUCCUAUUGAUAUUUUUUAUUUCAAUUGUAUCAAUAAUUUAUCUAAGAUAGAGUUUUGACUAUAUAAAUAUUUAAGUACUUGUCAACACUAAUUGCGUUACCAAUAGAAUUGUUUUACAUUUCCCACCUCUAAUAAAUUUUACUAUAUUUCAAAAUGGUUUUACUGGAGAGUAAUCGAAUAUAUUUUUCGUACAAAAACACUUCUAAGGCACGCUGUAUAUAAGCCUGUUUAAUUUACAAACAUUUAUUGAUUUUUUUAUUUGCAUUGUACACUAAUUUUGAUGAAGUGAUUUUAAAAUAUACUCAAUCAGAAUAGGUCUGAAGUGGUCAUGUCAAUUCUCUUCAACAGUUUUAUCACCACGGAGGACCAAGUCAAUUUUUUCCUUUUAUAUUGUGAUAGUCCAUAUUAUAAAUUAUAUGAAACCCUAAGUGAUAUUUUGGUUGAUGGCAUAUAUUUUUUGUUGUUUUCGUCUCUUAG
Messenger RNA from Spodoptera litura, 3489 nucleotides. RefSeq names its product transmembrane protein adipocyte-associated 1. Gene Ontology annotation, biological process: G protein-coupled receptor signaling pathway. The record is from RefSeq and is a predicted model, not a curated record. Gene Ontology annotation, cellular component: plasma membrane. NCBI's taxonomy places the organism in Eukaryota, Metazoa, Arthropoda, Insecta, Lepidoptera, Noctuidae. Gene Ontology annotation, molecular function: G protein-coupled receptor activity.